Hordeum vulgare subsp. vulgare (domesticated barley) is the source of this 1428-nucleotide messenger RNA. Its product is annotated as polyadenylate-binding protein-interacting protein 8-like. NCBI's taxonomy places the organism in Eukaryota, Viridiplantae, Streptophyta, Magnoliopsida, Poales, Poaceae. Gene Ontology annotation, molecular function: RNA binding. The record is from RefSeq and is a predicted model, not a curated record. The coding region runs from base 175 to 1179 and encodes 334 amino acids. The transcript has 10 exons.
GUGGAAACCGACGUCAGGGAAGCUGCCGUGGAACGCGCGGCGCUGCCCCUUGUGCAGCCAGUCUACGGUGGACUUCUGCACUCCAUCCCUAGGAGCGUACUGCAUAAAUACAAGCCAGAGAUAGCACUCCAGUUCCAGUGCCAACUCUGCCGUUUCUCCUCCGCUCGAUCACCCAUGGACCUGCUGCGAGGAAGCGGUGCGACGCCGGCGGUCACGGCGGCCACCGCGCUGCUCAACGCGCUCGCCAGGGAGUUCGUGCCCAUGGGCGCCACCGCCGACGUCCUGAACCCACUCGCCAAGGAGUACUUGCCCGCGGGCGCUGCUGCCGUGCUUAACCCGCUCGCCAGGGAGUUCAUGCCGUGGUGGUGCGUUGGGGGCGGAUCAGGGAGGGGGCUCUCAGCGGACCCGCCGGAGUUCGUCGUGGCGCCGGGGCUCUAUUUGCAGGAUCUCACCACGGUAGUCGGCUACCCUGCACGCGGCACCGGCGUCUACAUCGGCAAUGCCGUCCCAACUAGGACCUGGAGAAGAUCAAGGGUUAGCAGCUACUCACGACAGGGAAGGGGCAGGUAUUCUUACCGGAUUCAAAGGAUCCACGACCAAGAAUUUGUGAGAAGAACAAUUUAUGUUGGCGAUAUUGAUCACACCGUCACCGAAGAAAUGUUGGCUGGGCUCUUUGGAAUAUGCGGAGUCGUUGUAGAUUGCCGUCUUUGUGGACACCCCACUUCUGGUUUUCGCUUCGCCUUCAUAGAGUUUCAGUAUCAGGAGGAUGCAUUUGUUGCGCUGCAUUUUGAUGGGAUCAUUAUAGGACGUCGCCCUCUGAAGGUAGCACCUUCUAGGACUGCAAUCGUGCCUAUCAAGCAUUCGUUUCUUCCUCAGUCUGAAGAUGAAAAGGAGAGGUCUUCAAGGACAGUAUACUGCACUAAUAUUGAAAAUAUGGUCACUGCCGUUGAGCUAAAGGACUUCUUCCAGACAUAUUUUGGCUUGGUUUCUCGUGUAAGGCUUCUGGGUCAUAGCAACCAUGGCACUAAGAUAGCUUUUGUUGAGUUUGUGGAGGUUAAUGGCGCUAUUAUUGCUUUGAGAUCCAGCGGCAUAUACAUGAGAGGCCUUGCUAUCAGGGUGAUCCCUUCAAAGACACCAAUCAGGACAACCUUCAAUGAUAAUGGGCGCAUUGAUAACUAACUGUUGCCUCUCUGCGAGUUAUUGUGCCUUAGAGAAUGAGGCGUUUUAUCUAGAGGCUAGCUGGUCAACUACUCGUUUAAGCAAUCGAUGCAUGUGAAUGCUAGUUCAAGACUAUGUUGUCGUUAUCAUAGUCCUCCUGGACUCUUGUAACUGGAGAGAUGAUGUUACACUCCCAAGACUAAUUUCAUUGUGGAUGUAUCUGUGAUGUCAUUUCAAUGUUUGUCGAAAGGCCUAGACCGAUCUUUAUGA